Messenger RNA from Neurospora hispaniola, 2001 nucleotides. RefSeq lists its product as uncharacterized. The transcript is spliced from 4 exons. Lineage: Eukaryota; Fungi; Ascomycota; Sordariomycetes; Sordariales; Sordariaceae. Gene Ontology annotation, molecular function: acyltransferase activity, transferring groups other than amino-acyl groups. The record is from RefSeq and is a predicted model, not a curated record. Gene Ontology annotation, biological process: peptidoglycan turnover. The coding region runs from base 209 to 1858 and encodes 549 amino acids.
AGCUUUCAGAGGGCUGUUUUCUACAUUUGCUGGACGUUGUUGCCGGACGAUCUAGCUAAGUCGACCUCGCGGGAGCUCCAGCCGCUUGAGUUUCUUCAUAACAUUGCAUAUAUACAUCUGAACCCUGCGGAUCAGUGUAUGAAAAUUUUGGAACGGAAGCUUGGCAUUGAAUUGAUUAGAACUUUUAUAAAAAAGAGGUUCAUGAACCAUGAACCCGCCAAGGUUUUCGGACCAGAGACUUGCGAUCCACGACCCUCUUGUGCCCUCUGAGCAAUUUCCUGCGAUUGCAGGCGGCUUUCAAACAACAACUGUGAUUCAAGACUCACUAGAAUAUCUUCCCCUUUCAAGGUCCCUGAAAGACGGCGAUAUACUAUUGCUCCUGACCCCGGCAGUCGCUCCCCAUCAUACCACCUCCGAAACCGGCCACUCGACCAGUGACCCCUUCGAACCGCUCGGAAAGGCCCUAGCAAAGAAACACCCGUGGGUUCGGCAGGUUCCUUAUAUCCCUAGGAAUGGGAUCACUGGGACUCAUGUCGUGCACAUCAGGCUGGCCAAAUCCGUUGUGUUCGUUAUCUCAGGUCCGCCUUGCUUUGGUCAACCUCCGCAGGUCUCACUGGCUAAGACGGUACGCUCACUAUGUGAGAACCGACCGCUGAUUGUGUUGGCAUGUUGCAACGUCAAGUGGCUAGGCCCCCUUGAGAGCUCAUUCCCAACAGUCAUUCAGAGUUCUGGCUUUACCCCUCGGGAGCUCGAAGCAGCAGCCCGUGUCAUGGUUGAGAAUGUCAAGCAGCCAUAUACAGCGGGGCCAAAUGUCCAAAAUCUUAUCUUAGCACCCAAAUCAUGGCAAGUGGAGGCAUGGAACGAGCACCGCGAUGUCGCCCCAGCUUAUGAACUGUGGUGCCAGUGUUUUCCCGACAAUUUUCGGCUUAGUCGGUUUUCAUUCCAGUCCCUUCUCUGCCGCGAUGGCUACGCGAUGCACUACGUGGUUCGCGAGCCAGGGACUACCCAGCUACUGGGAUUCUGUGCUACAUAUACCACAUAUAUUGGCAGCGACUCGGAAAGAUUGGUUGGCUCUCUAGCCGCUCUGUUUGUUCGACCGUCUUACCGUCAAAGGGGUAUUGGACUAAGUUUGCAUGAUCACGCUUCACGCCAACUAAGGAAAACCCGUGGAGUUUGCCGUCUACAUCUCGGAAGCACAUUUCCACGUUUAUUCUAUGGAAUUCCCAUGGAAAGCCCUUCAGAGGACUGGUUCUCUCGCCGUAACUGGCCCGUUAAGCCUCAGUCCAGCUUACCAGGCGCUGGUCUGGAAACGUGCGACUGGUUGCUUGUGUUUGACGACUGGCCAACAACAAGAACAAGUCCAACAACAACACUGAUGAACUCGGAACUAAUAUUCCGAUCGUGUGAAUUCAGCGAGUACCACAUGGUUAUGGAGAUAGUGGAGAGGGAAUCGAGGGAGAAGGACAAUAUGGGAUGGUACGAUCAAUACGCGAAAUUGGAAGGCACGAUGAAUAUCGAGGAUAUUGUGCUGGGUCUUGAAGGACGAACCAUUGUGGCAGUGGCCUUGACGUACGUCAAGAAUACGGGAAGUCCCGUUUUUGAGGAUUUACCGUGGGCCGGAAUGAUUUCAGACAAUGUCGGCGGAGUAACAUGCAUCUGCAUUUCAGACCAAAACCCUGGUGUGGCCAAGGGAAGAGAUGCCAUCAUGCUCAGGCUUCUUGAUAGUUGCGUUCACAGAUUCGCCCAACAAGGGUUGAAAAAAAUGUUCAUUGACGCAAUGAGAGGAAACGAUGAAGGAUUUCAGUCCAUGGGGUUCCAAAAGUGGGCGAGAUACAGAGAAGUCUGGCGAGAUGUUUAACGCACCUGCGACCUCCGGGAUACAAUCUCACGUUCAUUUGUCAACGGGGAUCUAAUAUCGUCUUCUGAGGGAGUACCAUGGUGACUAAUUCGCCAUGCCACUUGUUAAAAGUGACAUCAAGGUCUUUGGGACAUAUGGUCGAU